Molecule: messenger RNA, 846 nt
Organism: Cornus florida
Lineage: Eukaryota; Viridiplantae; Streptophyta; Magnoliopsida; Cornales; Cornaceae
Exons: 2
Coding region: 1-846 (281 amino acids)
Source: RefSeq, a predicted model, not a curated record
AUGGAUCAAAGUACUCAAUUAUUGGAUGGGGAUAAUGUGGUCGAGGAUCAAAGUUCUCAAUUUCUAUGGAGUGAAAAAAAUGAAGAGAUCUUAAUAACUUUGAUGGAAGAAGAAAGAAAGAAUGGAAAUCGAAAAGGCACCACAUUUUCUACUGAAGGAUGGAAAAAUUUAGAAGAAGGGAUGUUAAGGUUGACUAAAGAAAAGUAUACGAACUUACAAUUGAGGAAUAAAUUCAAUGGGUUGAGAGACAGAUAUAAAGUAUACAAAAAAUUUCUAUCCAACACUGGUUCAUCAUGGGACUCUGUAACUGGUCAGCAAGUCAAGCAUGCCAAGCGGUUUCGGAAAAAAGGGUGCAAACAUUAUGAUCUGCUUAGUAACUUAUUUGGUGAUACAUAUGCAACUGGUAAUCGUGCUCAUCCUUCAAAUAAAAGCCCAUGUAUUAGUGGUGAUGAGGGGGAUGAAAAUCCUAAUGAGAUCAAUGAAGUGGUGGAUACUUCUCGUCAUAGGAGUCGGUCUCCUGACCUCACUCGUACAAGAUCAACUAAAGAGAGCUUUCAAAAGACAAUUUCCUCUGCUAUGAGUGGAUUUGGCAAAUAUUUUAAGAAAAAGGCAGAGGCACUAGAUAAGGGUGGAGGCUCAAGUGGUAUGUCUCAAGUUGAUCAAGACUCCGCUAAAGUUACUGAAUGCUUGCAAAUCUUAGAAGACAUGGGACCGAUUGAUGGAGACACAUUUUUCAAGGCCCUAAAACAAUUUCGUGCAGAUCCGCUCUGGAGUAGAGUAUUUGUUAACCUUAGUGAUGAGAAGAAGCGGGACUGGCUUGAAAGACUGCAACUGGGACUAGAUUGA